AACUACAGCCAGGCGGAGCGACACAUCCUUCACUGCCGACCAGUCCGGAUUGAAGGAGGACAGAGAGACAAGCCGUGAAAGCGAACAGAUGUGAACCGGACUACGGAAAGAGAACAAGCUGCAGUAGAAGACGGAGAACCUCUCAUUGUGCUAAUAUGUGGCAGCCCGCGUCGGAGCGAUUGCAGCACUUCCAGACCAUGCUGAAGACCAAGCUAAAUGUGCUGACGCUGAGGAAGGAGCCGUUGCCCACGGUGAUCUUUCACGAGCCCGAGGCCAUCGAACUCUGCUCCACCACGCCGCUCACAAAGAGCAGGCCCCAUGCUGGAUACAAGGUGGCCUACCUGGGUAAGGUGACUAUAUCGGGGACCCAGUUCCUGUCUGGCUGCACAGAGUCGGCUGUGGUGGGUCUAGUGGAGCAUCGUGCCCUGGCCCAGCUACAGGGCACGUGCCCCGCAGGCAACUCUCUGCUGGAGAUUCGGCCCUUCCAGGUGCGUCUUCACCACCUGGACGAACACGGUGAGGCUUCAUUAACCAUGGACACCUACCAGGUGGCGCGGAUUGCCUACUGCACAGCUGACCACAGCAUCAGACCCAACGUAUUUGCUUGGAUCUACCGGGAGAUCAACGAUGACCUGUCCUUCCAGAUGGACUGCCACGCUGUGGAGUGUGAGAACAAGCUGGAGGCAAAGAAGCUGGCUCACUCAAUGAUGGAGGCUUUCCGCAAGACUUUCCACAGCAUGCGCAGUGAUGGCCGCAUCCACAAGAGUGGCUCAUCAGACGACUUUGCUGAGGACUCAUCCACCCCUGAAGACUCGACCCCAGACGAUGGUUGAAUUGAAACUCACCUAAACUCCUGAUCCCCAUCCUAACAAAGCAAGGGGUGACUGGAAGGAUGGACCGAUUACCUGCUCUCCCUCAUUCUCCCCUACUAUCACUUUCUGUUAUCAAUUUGGAACAAAAUUAACUGACCCUGUGAACCAACACGCCCAGGAUAAUGAAGUAGCUUUUAAAUACUGUAAAGAUGAAAAAGGAGUUACAAGAGAUCUACAUUUAUCAUACAGGAAUAGCAAAGUGCUGCCACUUUGAAUAAAUGGCCCUCAAAGACCCUUUGGGGGCCUUUCAAGCACCUCGGUAAACGCCCUCAAGAGAUUGACUCAACAUUUCCAUUUUCAACCACUGUCACUCCUGCACCCAGCGGAGACACUGUUUGUGGUUCUUAAGCUUUUUCAUUUAGGAAACAACAAACUUAAGUCCCUGUUCUUCUGACCCCAGCUCAUGACAACCUAUUGCUACUCUUGCCAUGUAGGGACCCAGCAGAAAUAGGCCUGUGACCUAUUCUGGGUCCCGACCCAGAGUUUAUGAGACUGUUGGAGCACAUAAAUUCUUUAAAUGUUUAAUUAUGUGGAUCUCUGUUAUAAUGCCUUUGACCUUGGUAAUAGCAAAUGAGGAUGUGAAAGAAAAGAUAAGCCUUUAAGCACUAUUCAUAUCAUCACUAUGGUACCUUAGUCCAUCCCCAAAAUUGUUUGCUGUCAUGUGGACGACGGAGCCAGAGCUUCUACCACUGUCUCCGUUUAAUAGGUACUUAAAGAUUCAAAGUAUGUGUAAGGCACCUGGGAGAAUAUAGGUGCUAAAUAAUUGUUACAUUUUAGAAGUUCUCACUGGGCUGAAAGCCCGGACCUGUCUGCGACACCUUAAUCAUCCACAUCUGACUUCUGUUUUGAGUAUACCAAAAUUCAGGCUGGAUUUUGCCUGUCAGAUUAUGUGCCUCACUUUCCUCUCACAUUAGUUUGUUCUCUUACCCAGGUCCCAGUGUGUAUGUGUGGCCAUCUGUGUGCGUGCCAACGUUUUUUGUUUUUUUCUGCGUGUGUAGGUGUAAUUGCUUACUUCUGUACUUUGUGUAUAUGAAUGUACACGUGAGUGCUUGCAUCUCUGUGUGUGAAAGAGAGAAGAGAAAGAAGAUUAAGGAGGGAUAUUGUAUGAAUAGCCCGAAGGGAGGACUUCUCAUCACCCCGGAAGCAUCCAUUUUUGAUGCUUAAGGAGGCGUUUUAAAAUCUGACAUGGUACUGUGACCAUUUGCCACGUUUUCUUAGUUUUAUCUUGUAUGAAAUGAAAACAUGAGAAUGAGAGUCAGGAUUUGCCAGUCACUGAGGUUGUAGGACCCUAAAAUACAGCUGUCCAAGAUACAACUGACACCUCCUGGCCUCUGCUUGAAUGUAUGAUGAGUCCAACGUGCUGUGAGCACCUCGCACCAUCUUCAGUCACUUCAGUCUCCCAUAAUCUCCUCAUGCUAUCACAGACAGCUGUGAGGAACAGUCAGUGACCGGUUUCACUCUGCUGCCCUGCGUCGCCUCUCUGAGUGACCGAGGUACCGUUGUGGGGCAAAAGCUCAUCAGAGCUCCACACCACUUUCUUCUUUUCUAACUGGACUGUAUUGAACAGACUGGAUGCUAUCGGUGGAAAUCGGUCAGUGACUCAAACAGAAUGACCAGGUGGCACUUACACACACACACACACACUCAAAUAUACACACCUGCAUACAUUUAUACAUAUGUACACAUACAUUGUAUUUGAAUCUUGCUCAAUAAGCUUAUGUAAAUACAAAUGUAUCACUUUCCAAAUAUUACAACAUAAAUGUUGAUAGCUAUUUUAAAUAAUAAAAAAAAUGUUGAGAACCAUCGUACGAUACAGAAACAGUGUUAUAAAGCCUACUGUGAAUAAUAAGUGGAGAGCCUGAUAGCGGUGGCUGUGUGUGUGUGCAUGUGUGUGUGUGUGUGUGUGUGUGUGUGUGUGUGUGUGUGUUUGGAAGGUAUUGUAUGUGGUGGGAAGUGUGGUGAGGAGUAUGUAUGGACAGGCCAGAGGGCGGAGAAUGUUUAUAAAGCUGUAGAUUACUGUGUCAUGUCUGUCUGAAAGCUCAGACGCGCUUUAAAUGUUUGACAAAUGUUACCUUAAGUGUUUUCUAUACAGUGUUUGCAAAGAUCAAGAAACAAUUGCAUAUAAAGUAUUUACCAAGA
Messenger RNA from Dicentrarchus labrax (European seabass), 3011 nucleotides. It is a transcript of the gene pid1, whose product is annotated as phosphotyrosine interaction domain containing 1. The transcript is spliced from 3 exons. The coding region runs from base 156 to 833 and encodes 225 amino acids. Gene Ontology annotation, cellular component: cytoplasm. The record is from RefSeq and is a predicted model, not a curated record. Gene Ontology annotation, biological process: negative regulation of D-glucose import across plasma membrane; regulation of mitochondrial membrane potential; regulation of cell population proliferation. NCBI's taxonomy places the organism in Eukaryota, Metazoa, Chordata, Actinopteri, Moronidae.